Molecule: messenger RNA, 1233 nt
Organism: Aethina tumida (small hive beetle)
Lineage: Eukaryota; Metazoa; Arthropoda; Insecta; Coleoptera; Nitidulidae
Product: DNA (cytosine-5)-methyltransferase PliMCI-like
Exons: 6
Coding region: 1-1233 (410 amino acids)
Molecular function (GO): zinc ion binding; DNA binding
Source: RefSeq, a predicted model, not a curated record
AUGAAGCGUACAAGAUCUUCCGUGUCAAACGUGGAAAAUUUAAAAAAGUGUAAAUAUUGCAGACAACCCCCGAAUAAAUACAGAUUUAAAUCGGAAGGUGAAUUCAGCAAAUGUGUCGACGAAGCUGAUGCGAUAAUUAAUUUGGGUUAUUUAAGUACCAGCGACAAAAAUGAUUUGCCAUCUUUUAAGAUUACAAAUGUCAUGAUAUACGAUAAAAGUGGUCAUUUCUGCACUUUUGACGAAGGACUUAUAGAAAAAGGUGUUGACUUAUUUGCGUCUGGAUUCGUUAAACAAAUAGAUGAUGAUGAUCCAUCAACUAAUACUGGGGUACCAGUUAUAAACAUUGGACCGAUUGAUGAAUGGUUUACAGCGGGCUUUGACGGUGGUGACACAGCCCUCGUUGGAUUUCAAAGUAAAUUGGCUGGAUAUUAUAUAAGUUUGCCAAAUUUUAGAUAUAAGGAGGCGUUUGACAAAUUUUAUCAAAAAAUCAAAACCACGAAGUAUAUCUUAGACUAUUUAAUUAAAUAUGAAUGGGACGACCCAUCUUACAAUCAGCUCCUUCAGUAUUUAUAUACAGCUCACUAUAUAUCGGAGGAGUAUGUAUUGGAGAAUGCACAUUUUAUUUGCAAACAGAUUAAGGAGUAUGACAAUUCUUCUCGCAAAGAAGACCAGAUGCUAAUUUCGCUUUCUUGUGUAAGAAGUUUGAUAGAAAUAUCAAACUUUCCGAUCAGCAGGAUCCCGAGAAUAAAAAAUGGUUACAUGGAUUAUACAAACUACCCAAAACGUACAAAAGCUGUGGCAACAAAGCUGGUCCACAACAUUUUUGACAAAUUAUUUUAUCAGGUCAACUUCAAAGACAAAUAUUGCGGCGUAUGUCCGAUAUGUCAGCAAAUAGACUGUGGCGAUUGUAUGGAAUGUAAAAGUAAACAGAAAUUCGGCGGCACCAAACCCGAUAAAACACGUUGCAAAAAGAAAAAGUGUUCUUCCACAAACGAUUCAGAUUCGAGCACCGACAGCUCAUCGGAGUCGUACACCUCGGACUCCGGCACCGACGAGGACUUCUUCUACAGGAAAAGGAACUUGUUUAACUAUAAAAUAGUGAACGGCGUUGAGUUUUUGGAGAGGCACGUCAAAAUUUUUGAAAAUAAGUCCUAUUACACCGCUGUUAAAGUUGGUAAGAUAAGACUGAGGUGUAAAAGUUCCCUCGACAAAGUUCGACGUAAUUUUAGGUAA